GCCUCAUUUAGAUCAAAACUUCUGUUUUUGUUUUCUGUGAAAGAAUAAGACUAAAUGGCUAUAUAGAUUAACUGUGUAUUACAACAAUGACAAAACAGCUACAAAGUGGGAUAAAGGAAAAAAAUUUGUUAUUAAUUUCACUUAUUGGAUGAACACACUCAUUGAGAUUCAGUAAACAAUCACAAACAAUUAAGGAAACAAUGGAAACCCCACCAUUAGACGACAAAGCAAAAAGAAUGAGAGAUCUCCUCUCCAGUUUCUAUUCUCCACACCCCUCUGGCUCCCCUAACAUGUCCUCAAAAUACACCUCUUCCGAUGACAUCAACUCUUCAUCCUUCCAAAGUGAUCACUACAUGAAUGUUAUGGUACAUGAAUUUAAUUUGGAAGAGUUGCUCCAUAAGCAUGUUGAUAUGGUUACUGAAAUAAAGAAUCUCGAUACCGAUUUGCAAAUGCUUGUCUACGAGAAUUACAAUAAAUUCAUUUGCGCUACAGAUUCUAUAAAGAGGAUGAAAAGCAAUAUUAUAGGGAUGGAGGGGGAAAUGGAACAACUUCUUGACAAGAUAAUGUUUGUCCAGUCAAGGAGUGACAAUGUUAACACAUCUUUGUCUGAAAAUAGAGAGCAUAUAGAGAAAUUGAAUAAGAAAUGUAAUCUUCUUCGUAAAAUUCAGUUCAUAUAUGACUUACCUGAUAGAUUAGGCAAGUGCAUCAAAGUUGAGGCAUAUGCAGAUGCAGUCAAGAUGUACACCGGUUCAAUGCCCAUUUUUAAGACAUAUGGAGACUCGUCAUUCCAAGAUUGCAAGCAAGCAUCUGAUGAAGCAAUAUCUAUCAUAGUAAAAAAUUUACAGGAAAAACUACUUUCAGAUUCUGAAUCAACUCAAGUGAGGGCCGAAGCUGCAAUUCUCCUUAAGAAGUUGGAUAUUCCGGUGGACAAUUUAAAGGCAAAUUUACUAGAGAAAUUGGAACAUUUUCUUAUAGACAUUCAGUUGAUCCCUGAAGUAGUAGAGAUUGUUUCACCUUCUUCGCACGAGGUAGCCUUUCACGAGUUUGUGGAGGCCGUUCGUGCAUUUCAGAACAUAUUUCCCGAUUCAGAAAUGCAGUUAGUUAAACUUGGCCUAGAUUUAGUAAACAAGAACUUUCUAAUUGUUGAGGAGUACAUGAAGACGCGGAUUAGUGCAGAAGAUCUACUUGGCGUUCUUCGAGUUAUUUGGAAUGAUGUGCUUCAAAUGGAUGAAGUGUUACAAGAAUCUUCCCUCUCUAAUCAUUCUCUCGAGGCUGCCAAAGUUUCUAUCAAGUCGUUCGUUAACAUUACAUUUUCUUAUCUAAUGCAAGAUAUAUCAGAUUUCGUAUUAAAUGUGUUGAAACGAGAUGAAGGUGAUCGUCACUCAUUGAAAGAUGCUCUAAAUGCUAGCACAAAAACAUUACUCCAAGGAAGCAAAAAGUUUAUGGUGGAUGUCUGCAAAAUUCUUGACGACGGUGUAGAGAUUCUAAAUAAAUCAAGAGAUUUGAUAAUUGAUUGGGUUAAAGAAGGGUUUCAAGACUUUUUUAGACAACUUUGUCUCCAAUUUCAAUUGUUUGCAGGAAGAAACGAUUUUGCAGUUAUUCAAAAUCAGAGUUUGAUAGAGGGAUCUCAAGGUGACAAAGCUUUUCCUGGUCUUGUGUUGGUGUUGGCAAAGCUAUCCGCUUUCAUUGAACAGUCUGCCAUUCCAAAAAUCAACAAGGAACUAGCAGCUUCUUUUUCUUGUAGUAGUGUUAGAAAACAUGGACUUUUUGUUUCGGAAGGGAUCUCUCAAAAGUUCGGGACUGUCGGUGAAAGUUUCUUGCAUAAGUAUAUUAAAAUGAGAACUCAACGGAUAUCGCUUAUUCUAAAGAAGAGGUUUACCACGCCUAAUUGGGUAAAACAUAAGGAGCCUAGAGAAGUCCACAUGUUUGUGGAUUUGUUUCUACAAGAGCUAAAAGUUAUAGGUAAUGAAGUGAAUGAGACUUUGCCUAAAGGCAUGCAGAAACACCAGAGAGCUGAUAGUGCCUGUAGUAGUAAUUUAUCAUUGUCAAGAAGCAACUCCAUUCCAGAUGAGAUGUUGAGUAGGUCAAAUAGUAGGUCAAAUACUCAAAAGGGAAGGAACCAACAAUACUUUGAAACACAUUUGGCCAAACUAUUCAAGCAAAAAGUUGAAAUUUUCACAAAAGUAGAAUAUACACAGACAUCAGUUCUUAUGACCAUGGCUAAAUUAUGUCUCAAGAGUUUACAAGAAUUUGUUAGACUACAGACAUUUAAUCGGAGUGGAUUCCAGCAAAUUCAAUUGGAUAUUCAAUUCUUGAGGACUCCAUUAAAAGAAAUAGUUCAAGAUGAAGCUACAACAGACUUCUUACUUGAUGAGGUGAAUGUUUCCGCUGCAGAACGAUGUUUAGAUCCAAUUACAUUGGAGCUCCCAAUAUUAGACAAACUUAUACGAGCAAAGUUGACAAAAACUUGACAAACAAGAUAUUGAAGUGUACAUUGUGAUCAUAUUUGACAUAUUUAUUUGAGAUAUUUUCCUUUAGGUAUU
This is a messenger RNA of Trifolium pratense (red clover), 2543 nucleotides long. Its product is annotated as vacuolar protein sorting-associated protein 51 homolog. NCBI's taxonomy places the organism in Eukaryota, Viridiplantae, Streptophyta, Magnoliopsida, Fabales, Fabaceae. The transcript is spliced from 20 exons. Gene Ontology annotation, cellular component: EARP complex; GARP complex; membrane. The record is from RefSeq and is a predicted model, not a curated record. Gene Ontology annotation, biological process: retrograde transport, endosome to Golgi; Golgi organization; endocytic recycling. Bases 201 to 2471 code for a protein of 756 amino acids.